Akanthomyces muscarius is the source of this 315-nucleotide messenger RNA. RefSeq lists its product as uncharacterized. Lineage: Eukaryota; Fungi; Ascomycota; Sordariomycetes; Hypocreales; Cordycipitaceae. The transcript has 3 exons. The coding region runs from base 1 to 315 and encodes 104 amino acids. The record is from RefSeq and is a predicted model, not a curated record.
AUGUACGCCACCGCAUCGAGAGUCGUACUGGGCCGCGCCGCCCUGGCCGGCCGUGCUGGCUUCCACAGCACAGCGCGCCGCAUGGCCGACGCUCCUCUGGUGGCCAAGAAGCCCAUGGGUGCAUUCCGCGGCGGCCUCUUUGGCUUCCUCCUCGGAUGCACCGUUGCCGGCAGCAGCGUCUACACCUACCUCGUCCAAGAGUACAAGACCUCCAACGACCUGCUGACCGAGGAUAUCUACACACUGCAAGCCUCCGUCACCCGAUUGACCAGCUACGUCAAGAACCUGGAGCAAAUAGCUCAGGGAAAAAAAUAA